This is a messenger RNA of Oryza sativa Japonica Group (Japanese rice), 722 nucleotides long. Its product is annotated as protein NUCLEAR FUSION DEFECTIVE 6, mitochondrial. Lineage: Eukaryota; Viridiplantae; Streptophyta; Magnoliopsida; Poales; Poaceae. Gene Ontology annotation, cellular component: mitochondrion. The record is from RefSeq and is a predicted model, not a curated record.
AAAUUACAGUAUCUGCCACUGCAGGAGGAAAAACGAAAGGAAACCCCAUCUCGGAAUCCUCUACGAUGGCCGCCGCCGCCGCGAGGUCGCUGCUCCGCUCGUCCGCCUCUCUCCUCCGCGCGGCGCCGGCGAGGUCCGCGUCCGCGUCCUCCUCCGCCGCGCGCCCGUCUCUCCGUCGCGCGCUGGCCGCGCCCCCUCGCAUCCUCAGGUCGCCUGUUGAGCUGAGUGUAUGCGUGGAGUCCCUGCUGCCUCUGCACAGCGCCACCGCCGCCGCGCGGAUGACGUCCAUGCUCGCCGUUCCCGGGCAAGGCCUCGGGUGGCUCACGGAAGGACAAGAUGAAACUAGAUGAAUACCAACUGGGAAAGCUGAAACUGAUGGAUUAUGCUGAAUUACUAUUCUUGGACAACAGCUGAUACUGAUGGAGUAUGACGGCAGCCUGCUUCUGGAACCAGGAGAUUAGUAGUCCGUCAAGUUCAUUUGUGAGCCUGCAGAAUUAGUUAGAAAAGGAAGCACUCUUUUCUUUUUAUUUAUGUGAACUAUGAAGAUGGCUUAAUAAACUACUUUGGAUAUUGCUCAGAACCCUUUCUCCCUCUUCAUUGACCAGAUCCUUUUGUAAUGGAAACCAUUGGAGGACCAAUGUAUGCGUUGCUAGCUACUGUAAAAUGUUGCAGAAUUUUUUUUUCUUUUGAUCAAGUGAUUUAAAAAUGCUUUCAUGGUGCAA